AUGGUGUCGGGAUAUUCCGGGGGCCCCAUGGGGACUUUAGGGGCCCCAGGGCCCCCUGAAGGAGAAAUGCGGUGCCCUAUUGGGACGCGUAUCUAUGUGCCCUCUGCUGAGUCUGUAUGGACAACAGCAUCGGUGGUUUCUGUCGAGGCAAAUGGAGUUCUUAUUGCGAAACUAGACGCUGAAGGACAAGUGGUGCAGCUAAAGAAAGGGGACCCUUUUUACCUCUGCAAUACAGAUGAAUGGAACGCCCGUGGUCUAUGUGCUCCGGAGGAUUUGACAUCCUUGAUGCAUCUUCACGAGGCUGCCGUCCUGGAUUCUUUGGAUAUCCGCUUUGAAAUUGAUUCUAUCUACACAUUCACAGGCCAAAUCCUCAUCGCUGUCAACCCCUUCAAAACCUUGAAGGGCUUGUACGAUUACUCCACGCUAAAGCGAUACAUCCAUCUACGAGGUUUUGAAUCCGAUGCGUCUCGCGUAGCUACGAGUGGAGCGGCUGCGCGAGGCUCAAGCAGCGAGGGAACUCAUGGGGGAGGAUCUCGAGAUGCGUUAAAGGAACCUCAUGUGUUUGCAACAAGCAGUGCAGCCUAUGAGGGCAUGUGCCUUAAUCGGAAGAGCCAGACAAUCCUGAUUAGCGGAGAGUCUGGAGCCGGCAAGACGGAGAGCACGAAAUUUGUGAUGAAAUUCCUUGCAUGUGCGGGUAGCGACGACAUUGAGAAACGCUCCACGGUUGAGUCGCAAGUGCUGGAGUCCAAUCCUCUACUGGAGGCUUUCGGCAACGCACGCACACUGCGAAAUGACAAUUCUUCGCGCUUUGGCAAAUUCAUCGAGCUACAGUUCUCCGUCUUUCAAGACAGCAAGGGGACCCCAAGGGGAAGGUUGUGCGGCGCUCGCAUACAAACGUACUUGUUGGAGAAGGUCCGCGUUUGUUCGCAACAGGAGGGCGAAAGAAACUUUCAUAUUUUUUAUCAGCUUUGUGCUGCUGCCGCACGUGCCCAGGAGACAGGCGGUGUUUAUACUUUGUCUCCCUCUGCGGCAGCAGGAGCUGCUGCUGCGGCAGGUGCUGGAGCAGGGGAUGCAGAAGGCGCUGUAGACGCUUUUUUAACGUUGAAUAUGUCUGCCUAUGAGUCUCGGGAGCACUUCAAGUUCUUAACGUGUAGCAGCUGCUACCAGCUGCAGGGGGUAGACGAUGUAGAGGCAUUUGACGCCACACUGACGGCGAUGCGAACCCUUGGGAUUCCCCAGCAAAGUAUUCAAGAUGUCUGCGAUGUUGUGGCCGCUGUGCUCUGUCUGGGCAAUGUUUCGUUUACGGCCUUGGAUUCUGAUACAGAAGCAUCGGAUGUCUCCGCUGCAGCGCUGCCGUACCUGGAGAAGGCAGCUAAGAUGCUGGGAGUGGAGCCGGAGGCGCUCAAGGAGGCAAUGUGCUACAGAACUAUAAAGACCGCAAGAGAAAGCCUCAGAAAACCGAUGCGUCAGGAGGAGGCGACGGAGAUGCGCUGCGCUCUAUGUAGGGCCUUGUACGGUUGUUUGUUUCUUUGCGUAGUAAAGCUGACGAACAGCAGUAUCGGCUUUGUGUCGUCCGAGGAGUCUUUUUCGCAAGAUUUGUUGUUCUGUGGGGUUCUGGAUAUCUUCGGCUUUGAGUGUUUUCCCCAUAACUCCUUUGAGCAGCUGUGUAUCAACUUUGCAAACGAGCGGCUCCAGCAGUUUUUCAACUCGUUUGUUUUCCUCUGCGAGGAGCAGCUUUACCAAAAGGAGCAGAUCCACUGGUGCCCCCUGGACUUCCCGAACAACGCAGACUGCGUUGCGUUGCUACAAGACAAGUAUCAGGGUGUCUUUGCUCUGCUAGAUGAAGAGUGCGUUGUUCCUGGAGGAAGCAAUAGGGGCUACAGCCUCAAGCUUGCAAAGAAGUAUGCACCAACAAGCCGUUUCCGACUGAACAAGACAAAGCAGAACUCCUUUAUUGUCAGACACUUUGCUGGAGACGUGGAGUACUGCACGGAUGGGUUUCUGGAGAAGAACAAAGACUUGCUUUCUCUAGAUUUGCAACGCUGUGUUGCUGCAGCUGCGAAAGAGUUUGUUGCUGCUUUGUUCCUUAACUUCCUAGAACGAGGCGGCGCGCUGGGACAACAACAGCGUAAGCGGAAGGCGCUGACGGUAUCUGGAGAAUUCAGGGAGCAGCUGCACACGCUGAUGGAAACAAUAGGGGAAACGAGUCCUCACUUUAUUCGUUGCAUCAAACCCAACCCGCAGAACCUGCCGGACGUGUUUCACCGGCCUUCAGUUAACGAGCAAUUACGAUAUGGAGGUGUGCUGCAAGCUGUUCAGGUGUCUCGAGCAGGCUAUCCUGUCCGCCUCCCGCAUGUGGAGGCCCUCAAAGAUUAUAGACCCCUCGCCAGCAAAGGAGGCCCUCAGGGAGCUACGUGGGCAGUAGGGGCGACUCUCUGCUUUUUCAAGAGGGAGUGUUUCGAGCUGCUUUCUUCCGCGCUUGUCACGAAGCGUGCUGCAGCGUCAACGCGCAUACAAGCUUGCUUUAGGGGUUUCCAGCAGCGGAAGGCCUACAUGGGACUAAGAAGAGACACCGUGAUCAUUCAGAGGGCAGCGCUGGUUCGAGGUCGCAAGGCCCGUGCAGUGUCUCUCUGUCUCCGCGAGAAUCGUGCCGCUGCGCUUAUCCAAGCGUCUUGGCGGAUGAAACAGCAGAGGCAAAGCUUCACCAAGCUGAAGAAGGCAGCCAUUCUUGCUCAACUGCGGUGGAAGCGGCUGCUGGCCAUUCGUCAGUUGCGACAUCUAAAGGCAGAAGCUCGCGAUGUUGCAGGCCUCGUCAAACUAGUGCAAGGCUUAAAGCAGGAGCUGUCGGAGGCGCGGCAGCAGACAGAAGAAACUGCAACUCGCGAGCUGCAGCAGCAGGCGCGCGCUGAUGAGCUGCAGAAGCAGCUGCAGCAGGCCAAGAAGGAGGUUGCAGAUUUGAAGGCUGAGCUCAAAGCCAACGCAGAGAUUUUCGCGCAGCAGCAGCAGCAGCUGGAGAGUUUGCGGUUGCUUUUGAGCCGCGAAGACACAGUGGCAGCAACAGCACCUGCCGCUUCGGCAGCGGCAACAGCAGCAGCAGCCUCAGAGGACACAGCGGCUCCUGCGUAUCCCCGACGCGGUGCUGGCGCAGACGUGCGAGACCUUAAGUGCUUAGUUGAGCGUCGGGAGGCUGAGGCAGCAGCAAGGCAGCAGCAACAGGAGCAUCAGGUGCAGCAAUUGCAGCAGCAGCUUCAGGAGCUCCAGCAGCAGUUGCAGCAGGAGCAACAGCAGCGGCAGCGCGCUGAGGCAAAAUACAAACUUGUGCUUGAGGACAGCAGCCUCAGCGGGGGUCGCACUCCAGGGGCCGCUGCGCCGGCAACGGCGGAAGCAGCAGCAGCAGCAGCAGCGGCGGCGGCAGCAGCAGCAGCGCCGACACUACCAGCACGUGAAGCGGCAGCAGCCUUGGCAGCGGGAGCAUCGGGGAGGGCAGUUCUCAAGAAGCAUUCAACAGGAGAGGGAUUGAGAUACACUGAAGGCGCUUCCGUUAUGUGUGACCGGCGGUUCAUUGACGUUAUGCUCUUAGGGCCCGCCAAUGUCGGGAAAAGAGAACUUUUAAAGGCCUUGGUCGAAAAGCUUGGAGACAGGCAUGCGCUACAGCAGCUGCAGGCUCCUGCAGAGGCGGAGGGAAGUUUCGAGCAGCUUGUGCGGCCUUGGCUGCAGACGUUGGCAGCGUACAGGAGGAGCAAGCCCGAGGCUUUGCGGCCGCUAAAUUCAUCCAAAUCGCAGUCUUUUUCGCCUUCUCAGGGGCUGCUGUCGGGAGGAGGCCUCCUCAGAAGCUCAGGCUCCUUCCCCGCUGCUCUUGUGGAUACUAUUCGCUCCUUCAUUGCAACAGGAAAGGGCAGCUACGAACCUACGCAGCUCGAAGAGCGCGAGGCAGUUACGUGUUUGACCUUUGGCGCUGAAAGGGAAAGGAGAGACUUCAUCCUUCUGGCUGUCGCACGGAAGAAUGGGUAUGUUGUCGUCUACCGCUGCUAUAGAACGAAUAUCGAAAAGGAGGCCCUUGACCCCCAUGAUGUUCGCUCACUAAACGCCGACGAGAACUCUAUUCCAGGAGAGGCUAAACCAAGACACGUCAAAGUCAACAGGGCCUCCCCCCUACCAGAGACCCUGGACAAGAUCACUGUACACAGCGAAAUGGUCGGACACGUGAGGGCCGUCACUUCGAUGUUCUUCAGCCUUUUGGAAGAUUUCCUGGUCACCACUUCCAUCGACCUCACCAUCCGAUUCUGGGCCGUGGAUUCAGGGGCUAACGUGAAGGUCUUCGCAGACUCCGCUGCUCCUCUUGCUGCUGCGCUUCUACCUUUCAAUCCUUCUGUUUUUAUCGCCUCCAACAGCAAUUCCCUGCUGCGUCUUGUGUGCUCAAACACUGGCAAAGUGCUGCAGAAGAUGAAGAUGGAGUCAGAAGUGCGGGCAAUUAGGUUUGACGACACAGGAUUAUUCUGCUUCGCAGGGAAUAAGGCCGGGCAGCUGUGUGUCCUGGAGGCUUCCGAUAAUGCUACUCUGACCUACAAGUACAAGCUCAAUAUUAGCAAAGGAGCGAUUACCUGCAUUACUUUCGUGCCGAGCAGAUCGCCGAGGGAGCGGCCACUGGUAAUUGCGAAUUGCUGUGACUCGAAUGUGGCGGUGGUGGAGUGCGUAUACGGGAUGGAAAACGGGUCACUGUCUAAUCUUCAAGUUUGCCGUAGAUUGAAGAUGCAACACGAAUUACUGCCACUUAGAAACUGCUUCCUACCAACAGGAGGCGGCUGGUUGGUCUCGGGAUGCGAAGACAUGAGCGUUUUCUGCUUUCCCUUAAGGGAGCACGCGUCGGCCAAAAGUGGAUUUCACCUUUCAAGGCACUCUAAUGCCGUCUUGGCGGUUGCAGUUAACGCGCAGAGCACCCUUUUGGCGAGUGCAGAUUCGGGCGGAACCGUCAUUCUCUGGAGAAGACUUGCCGCAACCAACGCGACUUGA
This is a messenger RNA of Cyclospora cayetanensis, 5010 nucleotides long. RefSeq names its product myosin-1. NCBI's taxonomy places the organism in Eukaryota, Apicomplexa, Conoidasida, Eucoccidiorida, Eimeriidae. Gene Ontology annotation, biological process: vesicle transport along actin filament; actin filament organization. Gene Ontology annotation, cellular component: vesicle; myosin complex; actin cytoskeleton. The transcript is spliced from 23 exons. Gene Ontology annotation, molecular function: ATP binding; actin filament binding; microfilament motor activity. The coding region runs from base 1 to 5010 and encodes 1669 amino acids. The record is from RefSeq and is a predicted model, not a curated record.